AUGUCCGGUCCUCGGCCCGUCUCGAGCGAGGCUCCUUGGCGGCGUUGGCCGCUGCAUCCGUGGUUGCUGUCCGCCGUCCCAGACGACGGUCGGCGAGGGCAGGGUGCAGGGUGCAGGGUGAACGGUGCAGGAGAGUGCAUGGUGGCAGGCGACCAUGUCUUACGCACCGUGGCAUCGACGCAGAUGCAGAUGGCGCUUUGGGCGAGCGCUUCCCCUUCUCGCAUCUGGCCUUUGCUUCUCGCGCUCAUUAGCGAGGCGAAGCACAAAGCGCAUCCUAAGCUCGAUGGCGAGGCGCUUGUCGUUGUCGAGCCGACGUCAGCCGACGCGUUCCGCUUUGACGGUUCCUCUUUCGCACCCUAUCUCUCCUCGACCGCAUUGGCCACAGGAGCCCCUUGCGGCGAAGCCCCGACCUGGCUUCUUCGGCCAUCUGCAAUUAAUCCGCGAGCUGAAAUUUGCACGGCGCCGGUCUACAAUUUCGCGAUUCUGGCUGGGCCGAGCAUCGAGUCGAGGCGCCGGGCUCGCGAUUCGGCUGGUCCGAAGAUCAAGGAGGAUGAAGUCCGGGAGCGUGACCGUAUGUGGCGCGCCUGGGGCCAAGGGGCGGGCAAGCUCCGCCGAAUCGGCGUCAAAGACACGCAAGUGGCUCGACGGCUUUUCAUGCGAGCUGCGUCCAGGCAGGGUGACCAGACGCGUGCAGCGGUGCAGCAGCAGCCGCCCAGCUCGGCUGAUCGCUGCAACCCACCAGCCACGCUAAGGGUCGCCACUCCUCCCAAGGCCGAAAAGCCCUGA
Messenger RNA from Moesziomyces aphidis, 786 nucleotides. Lineage: Eukaryota; Fungi; Basidiomycota; Ustilaginomycetes; Ustilaginales; Ustilaginaceae. The record is from the annotation of a GenBank genome assembly.